AUGGGACAAGGAGAAGAGGUAAACACCAGAAGCCCACCGGAGGUCGAGAUUCAGGAAAGAGGGGAGAUAUAUUUCUUUUACAGGCCUAAAGUAAAUAAGGAAGAAGCACAUAGCUCCGAUGAUGUGCAGCGGAUGUACAUAGUUUUAAGACCCGAAUCUGGGGAGACGCCCACUCAAGUCAAGCAGAAAGAUGAAGAAGUAGAAGAAGAGGAAAACGACCCACCACCUACUCAAGGUGGCCAUGGUUCCCAGGAGGUAAACAUAGAGAAGAAUUCACUCCUCCGGUUCAUUGUCAUGGGCCAGAAGAAGCUCCCGGAUCCAACCAAGAAGAGCAGGCCGCUUUGGGGCUUCGUAGAGUUGGUGACCACUAAGAUUGAGGAUGUCAAGGAUGCUCUUAAAGGAGGGGAAUAUGAUACUGCGAAGAGUGGACACAGGCACAAAGCUGCAGCAAGAGCAGUAGGGGAAGGCAUAUACCGCAUACUAAGGCAUCACAGCGGGAAGAAGAUGCACACCCAUCUGAUUUACAAGCUAGAAUUCCCAUCGGAAGAAGAGAAAAAUGAACCACAAGAGGCUUUAAACAUCGAGAAAGAGGCCUCUUUCCUUAUACAAAUAAAGAAUCCGACCCAGAAAGGACAGUUUAGGGGACUUAAUAAGAAGAAAAGAGCGGUGUUCCCUGCCCACCUGCAAGGACAGUUUGGGAAAUUACGCUACCAUGCUGCAGACCCUCCUGACUUUUUAAACUAUGAAGGUUGCGAGUUUUUGCUGAUAUCAGCAUCCGACGACAUAGAAGAAGAGCUUGGGUUGGAGUUGAAGAGCGAGGUUGAAGAGACACAGGAUGCUUCUUGCUCCGACCUUCUUAACACUUUUGGAGAGACUUCAUCCACAAAUGCCCUUCUCAAAGGGAUUUGGGUUUGA
Molecule: messenger RNA, 915 nt
Organism: Lactuca virosa
Lineage: Eukaryota; Viridiplantae; Streptophyta; Magnoliopsida; Asterales; Asteraceae
Source: the annotation of a GenBank genome assembly